AGAUGUAAAAGGGAGUUUGGUGGGAAAUAUGUUGUCACUGACAGUUUACAGCUAGGCAGACCGAGGCACAGGAGAUUAAGUGAUUUGCUCAAAGACACUGGAAACGUAAAAGAGACAACUACACAAGUGUUCUGAGUUGGGAUUUGGUUCUUUGAUUCACAAAGGUGAAGUGUGUGAUAGAAAUGGAGUUAAAGAGACUUUUAACUGCAGUAGUUCAUGUGCAUUCCCUUUUCCUGCCUAACUCUUUGAGGGACACUUGCCUGGGUUGUGAAGACACUUUGUCAAAGCUAAAUGUUGCGUAGUGCCAGAAAUGGGUGACGGCUGCAAAGAAAAGAGGCAGAAACCACUAGGAGAGCCAGAGAGAGAACAUCUCCUGCUUCAGAAACCUCCAUCCUAGAACAUCGUCGCCUCCAAUUCAUCAUUCAGCAACAUCUCACACUGCAAAACCCGGAACAGCUCUUUCUGCUGCCUGACUCUGCCUGGAAUUGACAGACAAGACAUCUUAAGAUGUCUUCCUCUGCUUGCUGAAACCAGGGAUUUGUUGUGAUGGAUUUCUCAUGGACCUGUGCAAUGUGUGUUCAACAGAGCCUGCUCUAGCCUAAGAACCGACCAAGUCAAGAGAAUCAAGAUGACAAACGAACCUAUUAAAGAGAUCCUGGGUAAUCCAAAGCAUCCUGAACCCGUAACCACAGAGAAAAGUAAUAACAAUGACUGUGUGAUAACCACCAUCCCUCUUGUUAGCGAAUGCCAGCUGACUGCAGCCACGGGGGGAGCAGAACUCUCCUGCUACCGCUGCACCAUUCCCUUUGGUGUGGUUAUCCUCAUAGCUGGCAUCGUGGUUACUGCUGUGGCAUACAGCUUCAAUUCCCAUGGAUCAAUCAUCUCAGUGUUUGGAUUAGUCCUCUUGUCGUCAGGGCUCCUUUUGUUGGCUUCUAGCGCAGUGUGCUGGAAAAUCAGGCAGCAAAACAAGAAAGCAAAGAGGCGGGAGAGCCAGACAGCACUUGUGGCACAUCAGCGAACCUUGUUUGGUUAAAGACAACCAAGAGAAGGAUGGACAGAAGAUAGAGCCUUGUAAGUCGACUUGACUAUUUAUCAGUAGGACAGAUUGCAGGUUUUAAUUUAACUUUGGAAAUGAACUGAAAUGGAAACAGAAUGGAUUAAGAAAGGCUCCUAACAACUCUGCAAAUGCUCUUAAUGUUUUUCUUACUGAGGACUUAAUAGUGAUUCUUUCCAUGACAGAGGAAAAAAACCUUUUCCUGCAUAAGAACUGUUGUUGUAACUGCCAUCAUCAUAACUGCAUUCUCCAACAUGCUGAUUGUGUUGGAAAGGGAACUUGUGAGAACUAAGAAAAUAAUUUGAACUGACUGAACUGACUUGAAAUGCCAGAGAUCUCCUUAAAACACACUGUGACAUUUGACCAAGGGAGAAGUCAUAGCAUUUGAAGUGACUGCAAGUUUAUGGUCACAUUGGCUGUGACUUAAAUGGUUGAUCAAAAAAAAAAAAAAAAAGGGCAAUAACAACCAACCAAACUGCAGUUUGCUCAAUAAGCUGAUUAUUAUAUUUUACAUAACUUCCCUCUCCCAAUAUCUGUGGUACUUUUCCCUUUUUUAAACAACUAAUAUUAAUAUUGUUAUACUAUUGAAUAGCAAUAGGUAGAAAUGAUUAAUUAUAUUGUCUAACCUAAAUAACGAGGUAUGGUUAUAGCUUAAAAUAUAAGACUUUUUUUUUGUAAAUGAAAGUGGUCAGGCUUAGCACUUUUGAUUAUUUUGCUAUAAAAUUAAAAAGUAUAUUUCAUUAAAAUAAUAUUCAGUGCUGCUAGCCAUUUAGAAAAACUUUUUUUUUGUUGCUAUCAAGAUAGCUUGCAUCUUCAACUGCUUUAUGAUUCUUUUUCUUUUUUGUAGAACAACAUCUUUGACAAUAACUGUGAAUACAUAUGCCACUGAGCCGCUGGCUCCCACGAUGGCUGUGGCAAUUACACCUCAGAGCGCACCUGCUGAACGUGUGCUGCAGCGGGUUGCCUUCUGCAGGUCAUCCCCAAGCCAUAUGCUUCCCCUGCUGGAAUCACGCAACCAUUCUGGCUUAAGUACUGACUUUUCCUCUGCCCUGCAUGGUUUAAGCUCAUUACAUCCAUAACUUAUCCCCGGAUUUGCAAAGUGCACUUCGUGUUUUAAAUAGAGCAAGCUAUAUGUACGGGAGGGGAUGUUUGGAGUCAGUAUUUGCGUUGCCACACUCCGUGGUUACCAGACGCUAUAAUAAAAUCACUUGCAUCAGAGGAAAGCUGACAACACAUUUUAGCACUUCCAUAGCUCCAACUUAAUCACGGCAGGAAGCUUUCCUGCUGCUAGGAGAACAUGUUGCGUCACCAGAACAUCUGACACUGGUGUCUAAUGUCAAUCACUUUGCUUAAGGUCAUUAAAAAUAUUAGGGUGUCCCCUUACGAUGUACAGGUUUGCAUGAGUGACAAUUCAUAGGAAACACAUAGCAUGAUAAAUAAUGGAACAGGUGGACUAAAGUGGUGUCUUUCCUGUUUAAAAUGAGAAAAGUGAUUGACAUUAGCAAGGCUGGAUAAGCUAAAUAGGGCUGUUUAUUUUUUUUUCCCCUGGGAACACAAUAGUUUUUCUGACUCCUUCUUCCCCCUCCCUGUUUCUCUUUUCUCAAUGGAAUUUUGCAGGCAGCCAAGGAGAGAAUUGCUGGGUCUGUAGAGAUGCAGUGAUUUCCAGUACGCAUGCGUAGCAGCUCAGCCCGAUGAUUCCCAGGCUGAGCUGAGAGCAGAAGCAGGCCUCUUACCCUCUUCAGAAGUUUGUCCCAUGCAUGGGUCCUCCCUUCGCCAUUGCUGUGAUGCCAGCAAGCUUGCAUGUGGUGGGCAGCGUGUAGAAAGAAAGUAGAGGUGCAAGGUGAGGCUCUGCUCCAAGUCAAAUGAAAACAGAGACAACCAGUUUACAAGAGCAAGUUUGCAGGAGUAAGACUGAGUAAACAUUGCUCUGCUACUACUAGAGGGGAUUUUCUUUCCCAUAUCUUUGCUCUUUUUAUAUAAGGGACUGCCUUAGCACAGACUGCUGCACUCUAUAGCAUUAGCUGUGUUCUAGUGAGACGAGGUACGUGCACAAGAAUCUUUAUAUCAAGCCAUCGGUGAAAGUCUGUGCAGGAUUUCACUUACAUUUGUCUUUUAUUCAGUGAAGCAAAAUGGUAACUUUGUGGGGAAGGGUCCCAGUACCAGGUCCUGGUGUCCUGCAGGAGCAAGGCAGAGUUCAUAAAGAGCUCAGUCAGACAUCUCGUGCUGUUGAAGGUGUUUUUGCAUGUUUCGUUGCAGAAUUGGCUCAUAGAAUUUGAAACCGGCACAGACUUCUCCACCAUGGUUUAUGUGUCUUUGAUUUUGGGUUAAUCUGAAGUCGAUAUUGGCAACUUAAUGGCCAAUGAUGACAGCCAGCAUGAGUAUUUUUCUUUCUGCAUUUUAUAAAUUACAGACAUUUUCAUUAUAAUCAUUUGUCUCCCUGCACCCUUCUGCACCCUUAAAAAACAAUCAUACUGGGAGAGGUGCUAGAAGAGUACAGUGUGUCAGGCAAUGUACUCUUAGCACCUUCAUCUUUCCAGAAUGGUGAUACUGCUAGAUCUGAAGUGUUUUUACAAGGGCAAACAGGCCAAUGAUUUCACAACAGUCAACAUCCGCCCCAUUCCCCCCCAAGACGGGUGAGCUACAAACACAAAAGUUCUGCUUCAAUUUUAGAGCCUUGUGACCUAGCCUGGGUAGGUUUGGGGUUCCAUGCCUGGAUGCUGCAUCGUGCAAUCCAAGUCUUUGAUGUAAAGCCAUUUGGAACUCAACGCUUGCUGCCUGGUGUUUUCCGUGGGAACCCAAAAGACGAAAGUCAGCCUGGAGGAUGCAACCCUGUGGAGAUCACAAUGACUUUGCAGUUGAGAAACACCUUCCCUUCUGGUGUGAAAAGGCUUUGAAUACAACAAAUGAUAUUUCAGAUGUGGGAGAGGUUGGGUGGGAGCUGAUGCAAAUUUUAUUGUCACAAUUGCUUGUCUCUCCCUUCCUGAAAGCUCCGGCAGCAUUGCGUAAGAAAAAUUGCCCUCACAAGGAUAGAAAAUUAUCUAAUAGGGGAAUUGCAGUGGUGUACCGGGCAAAUGUUACAGGGAUCUUAAAUAAUAAUUUCAAAACCUAAGCACAGGAAAUUGUGUCUGUAACUACACCCUGUAUUGCUAUUGUACACAAAGCCGGUUAUAGCCUGGGACAGAAUUUUAAAAAUAAUAAUCAGUUUGGUAUGACAAUGCUUAAUAUUAAUUCUGAUCCAAACGCCCAAUUUACGAGUCCCUAGCCGCAUAACAGGUUAUGUUUUGUAUGUCAGAGUGGUUCUAAUACCAUAACUUGCCAGGUUAAAAACAAAAAAACAAACAAAAAAUGCAAAAAGAGAGAAAGGUUAAUUUCUGGACUUGUGUCCAGAAAAAAUUCACUGCCUUAGACACUUGGGAGAGCUCCUGUUAUCAAAUAACAAAUGUACAGCAUUGUUGCAGCUCUACAGCAUAGGAACCAGGCUCAGAGUAGUAAAAGAAGAAAGGCCUGAGGGUCUCAGCAAGAUCCCAAAGACUCAGGCCAGGAACCAGCUCUCUGGAAUACCCUGUAUUCCUGCCUCACCUUUGCUUAUUUAGAGCCAAAGUCCAGCACUACCGCUCCUUUUAUAUCGGUGAUGGAGGUGGUCACUUAGGUAUUGGCAGGUUUCACCUCAUUGGUUUUUUGCAGUGAGUUCCGAAAUAAGAAGAGCAGAACAAUAUUGACAGCCAUCAUUUUACAUAUGCAUUUCCAAUACUUCUGAUGCCUUUAGACUGUAGGAUGUUUUAGCUAUGUCAGUAUAAUCUUUGGCAGUUACAAAGGGCUUUUAUAGGUAAAAGUACAUUAACAAAUAAAGAAUACCACAGCAUGAUGUAAAACUGAUGUAAAAACUGGUAAAACUUCAUGGUAGACUAAAUCCUACAGGCUAAAAUAUAUGGAGAACAAUGGUUUUAAACUGCAGAAUCAACUUGAAUUGUUGGCUUUUAUUCAGGUUGUUGAUGUCACUAUUAACAUGACAGAGGACCUAAUCCUUCCUCUUGUGAGCAGCCAGUUGGAGGCUAUUGUCCUAACCGUGUGCAUCCAAAGAUUUGCAUUUGUGACAAACAUGGCAUUUUUGAAAAACACUUUUUUGGAUUAAUUGCUUUCACAUCUUAACUGUUCUGUGCUCUCUAGACUAAGAGAAAAUAGUACUAAGCUUCAAAAACAGAGAGGAAAAGAUGAAAGAAAGAGAAGAACGCGUCACAGCAAAUGUUGGACACCACGUAAAGUCAUGCAGGGAUAGCAAAACCUUACACAAGUGCCUUGUUGAAAGACAGAAACUUUUUAAAAAUAUGUAAGUCUUGUUUCUGUUACAUUAUUGGUUGUAUCCUUGGUUUCAUUCUUAUAAAAUGCUUAAAGACCCCAGAUUAACAUCA
This is a messenger RNA of Oxyura jamaicensis (ruddy duck), 5463 nucleotides long. RefSeq names its product transmembrane protein 100 (gene TMEM100). Lineage: Eukaryota; Metazoa; Chordata; Aves; Anseriformes; Anatidae. The record is from RefSeq and is a predicted model, not a curated record. The coding region runs from base 629 to 1033 and encodes 134 amino acids. The transcript is spliced from 3 exons. Gene Ontology annotation, biological process: cellular response to BMP stimulus.